Molecule: messenger RNA, 1158 nt
Organism: Oncorhynchus gorbuscha (pink salmon)
Lineage: Eukaryota; Metazoa; Chordata; Actinopteri; Salmoniformes; Salmonidae
Gene: plaat1
Product: phospholipase A and acyltransferase 1
Exons: 5
Coding region: 301-837 (178 amino acids)
Biological process (GO): N-acylphosphatidylethanolamine metabolic process
Cellular component (GO): cytoplasm
Molecular function (GO): glycerophospholipid phospholipase A1 activity; A2-type glycerophospholipase activity
Source: RefSeq, a predicted model, not a curated record
GGCAGUAACCCGGUGACUGUCAUCAUCUGUCAAAGUCGAUACCAUACCACGACGUAUGCACAUGAAACACUACCUGCCUGCAGGACCUCAAGCACCGCUUCAAUUUUCACCAAGCAAUCAGAGGGACUCUAAUCCGAAUAAGUUAGAUUUUUCCCUCAGAUAACCGACCAUCACAAGGACUUGGAUUUAAUUAUUUCCCUCAUCUGACUUUCAAAACGUGCGGCUAUAAAUCAUGGAGCACUAAAAUGGAGAGGAAGAAAAAGGUGUUAGUGUUCGAAAUUUGUGGAAGCAUGAUGUGGGAUGGAUAGAAACAGUGCAACCUCUACUAUGGCCUCUAAUGACCCCAACCCUUUUGACCCCCCUGGGACCCCCCAGCCUGGUGACCUCAUUGAGAUCUUCAGACCGGCCUAUCAGCACUGGGCUCUGUACCUGGGAGAUGGUUAUAUCAUCAACUUGACACCUGUUGACGAGAGUCAGGCUGCAGCCAUCUCCAGUGUGAAGUCAGUGUUCAGUCGAAAGGCAGUGGUCCGAAUGCAGCUUCUAAAGGAAGUGGUUGGAGACGACUCGUACCGGGUCAACAACAAAUACGACGACGACCACACUCCAUUGCCUGUCGAUGACAUAAUUCAGCGAUCUCAAGACCUCAUUGGCCAGGAGGUGUCUUAUGACCUGUUGGGCAGUAACUGCGAGCACUUUGUCACCUUGCUGCGCUACGGGGAGGGGGUAUCUGAGCAGGCCACACGGGCCAUUGGAGCUAUCAGUUUGGUGACGGCUGCAGCAAGUGCCUUCUCUGUUCUUGGACUGAUCAACACACGCUCCAGAAACCGACCCUUCUGAAGCCCCUCAACAACAGCAGCACUGUCCUGUGCUACUACUGUUCUGGGAAACAAUCUUCUUUUGGUUAAGAGGAUAGAUGGAUACUCAUUUUUACCCACUGUCAUAAAACAUGAAUGCAAUGACCUUUUGUAUCAUCAUUUGUAUGAGGCCAAGCAGACAAAGUACUGUAUACAGUAGAGAUGUUGCCAACAUUACAAUUAAUGCAGUAUCUUGCUGGAGAUACACAUUUGAAGAUGUUCAAAGGAUUGGUUGUGUGAGAAUGAAGUUAGAAUGAAAUGUAAAAUGUAACAAAAGAAGAAUCAAUAAAGAACUGAAAUAGUA